AUGUCCGGCUUUUCCUUUGCAGCUCUAGGGACUGACCCAAAUGAGGAUGAACGUAUCCGAUGCGAAUUCAAUGCAAUCCGCGAACGGCUAGCGGGUGUAGCUAAAUCGGUACCGGACAAUAAGGAUGAGUUGCUGGAGGAGAAGGAGGAUUGGAUGCGGGUAUGGGUAGAUCUAACUACUCACUUGGAGGCAUGCAUAACAGUUGGAAGGGGGAAGGGUAUUGUCCUUGCACUAUCUGCGGAUGAAGUGGCGGCGGGUGAGGCGGGUCAAUUGAUGUAUGAGCACUUCCGCGGACAGGUCAGCGUGUUGAAGGCAGCCGCUAUCCGGAUGCCUGAGCCGAUUCAGCAGGAUACAACGAGUGUUGCGACUGGGAUGGUGACUAAGAAGAAGCUGGCAAUGGAGGUGAGCAUCCCAGAUAUGCCUGGGGUUUCUAGGACGUCUCGAUCAAAGUUACCACCACGCAUGAGUGCUAAAGCUCCGAUCAAUCCGACGCAUGUGGUGCAUACUCCUCCAUGCACUCAAUGCCAGGGGAAGGAACUUGUCUGUGAGGGUCCGAAGGGUCAGGGUUGCACUUCCUGCCAGGCUGCGAAGCAAUCAUGUGACUAUGCGACGGGUUCUCAUUCUGCAGCGCGUAGAGAGAAGGCCGACAUUAGCAGGGUGUCUGCAGUCAGUGUAUCUGUGAGCGGGUCUAUCUGUCGCACAGUCUCGUCUCCUACUCUGGACUCUGCUGCUGAGGAUGCUUCGUCAGAUGGGGAAUCUGAGGUUGCAGCUGAUCCGCCGCCUCGUCAUAUUUGUCCCCAUCCUACUCAUCAGACUAACAAGGGAAAAGGGCACGCAAUCAAUGUCAAUGAAUAUGAGGAUGAGAAGUUGAAAAUGCGAAUGGAAAAUGAUGAGCUUCAUCACAGAUUGCGCCUUGCGCAAGGUAAGCUUUUGAAGAUGUACAAAUUGGCAUACAAGUUGGUGGAUGACCUGAGGAAGAUGGAGGUGAAGUUGGCAGAUCGCAUGUAA
Suillus paluster is the source of this 1008-nucleotide messenger RNA. RefSeq lists its product as uncharacterized. The record is from RefSeq and is a predicted model, not a curated record. Bases 1 to 1008 code for a protein of 335 amino acids. NCBI's taxonomy places the organism in Eukaryota, Fungi, Basidiomycota, Agaricomycetes, Boletales, Suillaceae. The transcript has 4 exons.